Messenger RNA from Dracunculus medinensis (Guinea worm), 216 nucleotides. The record is from the annotation of a GenBank genome assembly. NCBI's taxonomy places the organism in Eukaryota, Metazoa, Nematoda, Chromadorea, Rhabditida, Dracunculidae.
AUGGAAGAUUUUGCCACUUACAAAAGACGGCAUGAAGGAUAUCGAUGCAUUUGUGAAUGGGGCUAUAGAUCAACAACUAAUACAUCCAAUCCUUAUUGUGAAGAUGUCGAUGAAUGUUCAGCAAACCCAUGCUUUCCUGGCUCAGCGUGUAUUAAUGUUCCUGGAUCAUUUAUCUAUAUACUUCUGUACAAGCAACUUACCAUCGAAACUUCAUAA